Molecule: messenger RNA, 1930 nt
Organism: Helianthus annuus (common sunflower)
Lineage: Eukaryota; Viridiplantae; Streptophyta; Magnoliopsida; Asterales; Asteraceae
Product: pumilio homolog 12
Exons: 5
Coding region: 268-1686 (472 amino acids)
Biological process (GO): post-transcriptional regulation of gene expression
Cellular component (GO): cytoplasm
Molecular function (GO): mRNA binding
Source: RefSeq, a predicted model, not a curated record
ACAUGCUAACGGCACCACUACACUCUUUAACGGCAUGUUGCAGUUUUUACUAUCAGACGCCCUCUCAUUGGCCACACUUCUUCUUCACGAAUCAACAAAUCUUUCCAUAUUUGCAUGCAAUCCCCCUUUUCUCUCUCUAAAAUCCCAUAACCAAUCAUUCAUAUAACUCACAUUUCACACCCCCAUUCAUCAAAAUAUCAAAUACCCACAAGUUUAAUCUGUCCAAAACCCUCUUAAAACCCUAAAGUUUUCAUCUUUUUUGAUCCAAUGGAUCAUCCAAGAAGAACCCACAAGUUUCUUGCAAAUGGGUGUCCGUUUCAAUCAGUUUUCGCCCCGAUCGACGUCGAUCGGAGCUUACCCGAGAUGUUUUCGAUGCUGAAUCUCUCGCCGGAGGGUCGCCGGAGCAUUCCCAGCGGUUACUCCUGCGCCGGUGAGGGUUUGGGUCACUCUAAUUUGGGGUUUAACAGGUUCUUGAAUUAUGAUCAUGAGCAGCAGAAUCUUUUUUCUUCUGGGUUUGACUUUGGAUUUGACUAUGGGUUUGACUUUGACCGGAUGGGUUGCUUGGAGUCCAAGAAAGUAUUUUAUUCAAACCCACAAUUUAAAAUUGAUGAUUAUGAGAAACAGAAUGUUUGUUGUAGUAGUAGUAGUAGUUUUUAUAAUAAUAAUAAUAAUACUAAUAAUCAAAAUGUUGGUUUAUUGAGUGUGUGGUCUUUGAGGGGGGGAAUUUGUAAAAUGGCUAAAGAUCAAAAUGGGUGUAGAAUAUUGCAAGCAAUGUUGGAAAGAUCAACAAUGGAAGAAGUGGAAGUUGUGUUGUGUGAGGUGCUUAGUUUUGUUGCUGAUUUGAUGAAAGAUCAGUUUGGAAAUUAUUUGGUUCAAAAGCUUGUUACUAUGUGUAAUGAUGGGCAGAAAUUGCGGUUGGUUUUAUCGCUCAUUGAAACGCCUACGGAUAUCAUUCUUGUGUGUAUGAAUCCACAUGGGACUAGAGCACUGCAGACAUUGUUGGAAAGUUUGAACCCGAAUCAGGUUAGGUUGGUAGUGAAAGCUCUAUAUCGCGGUGCAGCCACACUGGCGGUUGACCCGAAUGGUCAUCAUGUCAUCCAGUACUGUCUGAUCAACUUCCAUAGCGAUAUUAACAAGCCUAUUCUCACUGAAAUAGCAAACAAAUGCUACAAAAUAGCGACGGAUAGAAGCGGUUGUUGUGUGCUUCAAGCAUGCGUGGAACACUCACGUGGAGAACUUAGAACGCGUAUAAUUGCUGAAAUUAUAGCAAAAGCAGUACACCUAGCCGAAGAUCCUUUCGGGAAUUAUGUCUUGCAACACAUGUUGGGACUAGAUAUUCCAGAGUUAACUGAACUGCUUGUGAGACAACUUAAAGGGAGCUUUGCAGCUUUAUCAUGCAAUAAAUAUGCUAGCAAUGUUGUCGAAAAAUGUUUGAAUGAAUCUGGUGAAGAGAUGUCUACAAGAAUCGUUAUGGAACUUGUUAGAAGUCCGAACGCGUCUAUGCUUCUAGUUGAUCCUUAUGCAAACUUUGUUAUCCAAUCUGCACUUAAAGUGUCCACGGGUUUGGCACAUGACUGUUUGUGUGGCUUAAUUUCCAAGAACAUGUCGUCUAUGCGAACCAAUCUUUACGGGAAAAAGAUACUUGAACGAUUCGAAAAGAAGAGGGUCAACUUUGCAUGUAGCUAGAAACUUCAAGGGGGUAAUUUGAAAGUGUAGUGUGUAGUUGUUGUUACUUUAAAAACUGUAGUUAUGUUACUAAGUAUGUCUGUGGUAUGUUGUUUUGUGAAUCUUGGUCUCCAUACCACGUUUUGACUUUUGACUUUUGAAGUUUGACUUAUGACCACUAUGUUAUGAAACUUUGUAUUAACUAUCAACUUUGUAGAAUUCUCAUCUAGUUUGAAUCCUGAAGGAUGGAGUUAUAAGUUGCAAA